AUGUUCAAGUAAUUUAGUAAUGUCUAUAAAAUCAUAGAUUGUUCAAAUUGUACAUGUCCAGAGUAAUAAUAUUACGAUAGCAUUGAUUUAAUUUGUAAAGAUUGUGACCCAAUUUGUACAUUAUGUAAUGGUGUAGCCAAUAAUUGCCAAUCAUGUUCACCUACACACUAUUUGAAUGGCUCCACUUGUACUAAAUGUACCGCUCCUUGCUUAGAUUGUUCUGACAUAGCAACCUGCCAAUCAUGUGUCCUUGGAUAUUAUUUAGACGGUACUGAUUGUUUCAAAUGCGAUUUGCCAUGCGUAAACUGUUCAACUCAAGGAAAUACAGAUUGUUAAUCCUGUCAAAAUGGAUAUUAUCUUAAUGAUUUAAUUUGCGAACAGUGCGAUUUGAAUUGUACACUAUGUGAUAUUUCUCCCGCCAAUUGUUCCGAUUGUCAAAUAGGGCUAUUAUUUAGAUAAUACAACCUGUAAAGAUUGCUCAGCUCAUUGUAAUUAAUGUGA
Paramecium tetraurelia is the source of this 501-nucleotide messenger RNA. RefSeq lists its product as uncharacterized. Lineage: Eukaryota; Ciliophora; Oligohymenophorea; Peniculida; Parameciidae. The transcript has a single exon. The record is from RefSeq and is a predicted model, not a curated record.